CCGUGCCGAGCCACACAGAGCUGCGCCACGCUGAGGCACGGUACGGAACGGCACCGCACGGUUGCACACAGGGAGAACCGGACCAGGUGAAUGCGGUCCUGAACGCGGGACACUGUCGCACACACUUUCCCAUCACUUCCGGAGAUAAGAAGGCGAGUCGGGGCAUCUUCACCCAGACAGGGAAGAGGAAUUUCACUCCUCCUCCUCUUCCUCCGUGAACAGCUUCAACAAUCUUCCCAGUGGCCCGAGGGACGCGUCGUUUGACCGCAGUGUGUAUCCAGCUGCCCCUCCGGGUAUCGACCCUCUCCAGGUGUCGACAGUGUGGUGAAGUGCGGUGCUGUCUGUGGCCGAAGCUGUGCGGGAAGGAGCCGUGUCCGUGUCCGCCAUGGAGAACGCUCACACGAAGAGUGUGGAAGAAGUUUACAGUUAUUUCUGCGUCAAUGAGAGCACAGGACUGUCCCUGGACGAGGUGAAGAGGCAGAAGGAGAAAUGGGGCCUAAACGAGUUACCAGCUGAAGAAGGGAAAUCUUUAUGGGAGCUUGUCCUCGAACAGUUUGAAGAUUUGCUUGUUCGAAUUCUUCUGCUGGCUGCAUGUAUAUCUUUUGUCCUGGCCUGGUUUGAGGAGGGGGAGGAAACGAUCACAGCCUUUGUGGAGCCUUUUGUUAUCCUACUCAUUCUUAUAGCCAAUGCCAUCGUCGGUGUGUGGCAGGAACGCAAUGCUGAGGAUGCCAUUGAGGCACUUAAAGAGUACGAGCCUGAGAUGGGGAAAGUCUACCGGCAGGACAGGAAAACUGUGCAGAGGAUCAAGGCCAGAGAGAUCGUGCCUGGUGACAUCGUAGAGGUUGCCGUUGGAGACAAGGUACCUGCUGACAUCCGGAUCUGUUCCAUCAAAUCAACCACCUUGAGAGUUGAUCAGUCCAUUCUGACUGGUGAAUCUGUCUCAGUCAUCAAACACACCGACCCUGUGCCCGACCCACGUGCCGUCAAUCAGGACAAGAAGAACAUGCUCUUCUCCGGCACUAACAUCGCAUCUGGGAAGGCCGUGGGUGUGGCUGUGGCCACCGGCGUUAACACAGAGAUUGGUAAGAUUCGUGAUGAGAUGGCUGCCACAGAGCAGGAGAAGACGCCCCUGCAACAGAAGCUUGACGAGUUUGGCGAGCAGCUGUCCAAGGUCAUCUCCAUCAUCUGCAUUGCUGUGUGGAUGAUCAAUAUCGGACACUUCAACGACCCCGUCCACGGAGGCUCCUGGAUCCGUGGGGCGGUCUACUACUUCAAGAUCGCUGUGGCGCUGGCCGUGGCCGCAAUCCCUGAGGGUCUCCCAGCCGUUAUCACUACCUGCCUGGCUCUGGGCACUCGCCGCAUGGCCAAGAAGAACGCUAUUGUCCGCAGUCUGCCAUCUGUUGAGACCCUGGGCUGCACCUCUGUCAUUUGUUCUGAUAAAACAGGAACCCUGACAACCAACCAGAUGUCUGUGUGCAGAAUGUUCAUCGUCAACAAAGCUGAAGGUGACAGCUGCUCUCUGUCAGAGUUCACCAUCACAGGUUCUACCUACGCACCUGAGGGAGAAGUGUACCAGGAUGAUAAACAAGUGAAGUCCUCCCAGUAUGAUGGCCUUGUUGAACUGGCCACCAUCUGUGCUCUGUGUAACGACUCCUCCCUGGACUUCAAUGAGGUGAAAGGUGUGUAUGAGAAGGUCGGCGAGGCCACAGAGACGGCGCUGACAUGUCUUGUGGAGAAGAUGAACGUGUUCGAUACCGAAGUCAACAGCCUGUCCAAGAUUGACAAAGCUAACGCCUGCAACUCUGUGAUCAAACAGCUGAUGAAGAAGGAGUUCACCCUUGAGUUCUCCAGAGACAGGAAGUCCAUGUCCGUCUACUGCACCCCGAACAAGUCUCGUUCUUCCAUGGGCAAGAUGUUUGUCAAGGGGGCCCCAGAGGGAGUUAUUGAGAGAUGCACUCAUGUCAGAGUUGGAAACAGCAAAGUUCCCCUCAACAAAUGUAUCAAAGAAAAGAUCAUGUCUGUGAUCCGUGAUUACGGGACAGGUCGGGACACCCUAAGGUGCCUGGCUCUGGCCACACGAGACAGCCCACCCAAAAUGGAGGACAUGAUACUGUUAGACGCAGCCAAAUUCGUGGACUACGAGUCCGACCUGACCUUCGUCGGCUGUGUCGGCAUGCUUGACCCCCCCAGACAGGAGGUGGCCGCCUCCAUCAAGCUGUGCCGCAAGGCUGGCAUCCGCGUCAUCAUGAUCACCGGGGACAACAAGGGCACGGCUGUGGCUAUCUGCCGCCGAAUCGGCAUCCUGAGCGAGGAGGAUGACAUUGAGCGCAUGGCCUUCACCGGACGGGAGUUCGACGACCUGUCACCAGCCGCCCAGCUAGAGGCUGUGACUAAUGCUCGCUGCUUUGCUCGAGUUGAGCCUUCCCACAAGUCCAAGAUCAUUGAGUUCCUGCAAGGAUUUGACGAGAUCACUGCUAUGACAGGUGAUGGAGUGAACGAUGCCCCUGCUCUGAAGAAGGCAGAGAUCGGCAUCGCCAUGGGCUCUGGCACUGCCGUGGCCAAGUCAGCCUCUGAGAUGGUCCUCGCCGAUGACAACUUCUCUUCUAUUGUGGCCGCCGUUGAAGAAGGCCGAGCUAUUUACAAUAACAUGAAGCAGUUCAUCAGAUACCUUAUCUCCUCCAAUGUGGGAGAGGUCGUUUGCAUCUUUCUGACGGCUGCACUGGGUUUCCCUGAGGCUCUGAUCCCAGUUCAGCUGCUCUGGGUCAACCUGGUGACAGACGGCCUCCCCGCCACUGCCCUCGGCUUCAACCCCCCAGAUCUGGACAUCAUGGAUAAGCCGCCCCGCAACGCAAAGGAGGCCCUCAUCUCAGGCUGGCUCUUCUUCAGAUACUUGGCCAUUGGAUGCUAUGUGGGUGCAGCCACAGUGGGAGCUGCUGCCUGGUGGUUUAUACUCUCUGACGAUGGACCUCAGGUCACUCUGUACCAGCUGAGCCACUUCCUCCAGUGCAGCUCCGACAACCCGGAGUUCGAGGGACUGGACUGUCACGUGUUCGAGUCGCCCUACCCCAUGACCAUGGCCUUGUCUGUGCUCGUCACCAUUGAGAUGUGCAACGCUCUGAACAGUCUGUCAGAGAACCAGUCCCUGCUGCGGAUGCCACCCUGGGAGAACGUUUGGCUGCUGGGGGCCAUCUGCCUCUCAAUGUCUCUCCACUUCCUCAUCCUCUAUGUGGAGCCUCUGCCUGUCAUCUUCCAGAUUACUCCUCUGGAUGUGACCCAGUGGAUGAUGGUGCUGAAGAUCUCUCUGCCGGUCAUCCUGCUGGACGAGCUGCUUAAGUUUUUGGCCAGGAACUACUCAGACCUUGGUAAAAAGCUGGAGAAGCCGGCCGCCAGAGGCUGCUCUCUGUCUGCAUGCACCGAGGGCAUCUCCUGGCCCUUUGUGGCCAUCUCCCUGCCUCUGCUGCUGUGGAUCUACAGCACCGACACUAACGUGUCCGCCAUGUUGUGGCCCUGACUGACUCCUGUGCACACCCCCCCUCCUCCUCCCCCCUCCUCCCGUGCACCAGUGUGAAGUGGGAAUUAACGCACACAUCUAACACCCUCACAUUCAUUUUGAACAACUCGUAGUCGACCCGUGCACCUGCUCUGAUGGCCUGUGUGCUGUGAGAUCUUUUGUAUUUAGGACAUUUUCACUGUUACAUAUUUUUACGUAGGGAGAGAUGGAGACUAGGGGGUGUAGGUCUUACUUUGACUCUGACUGACAUCAUAUCCAUGUUUUUAUUUUUGGUUCACCGUCAUGCGUUUCCUCUCUUAUGAUCUCCUGUUUUGAACAGUGUAGGAUCCCAUGGGAGCUGUGUUGAGCUGUACAGAGAAUUUACACUAUUUUAUAAUGAUUAAUAUUUUUUAAUUUUGGGGGAGGGGCUGCAGGAACAGGACUGCUGGGUGUGAAGAGAAUUGAGCUGCGAGGAAUCGUAUUGUACAAUACUAAUUCUGGGGCCACGACUUGAUUUAUAUAUACACGUAUCGAUAUGUAUUUGCCCUAGCACAAAUUUCACUCGUCAUUUUUUAGCGCCGUGCAUCUUGUUGAUUAUUAUUUUCUGCAUUAGGCAGAGCACAGCUACCUCUAUGCUGUUAAUAGAACCAUUACUACCCAUCAGUCUUAACAACCACUUACACAUUAUACCAUUUGUCGUGUUGAGGUAAGCACCAAAUAGUUUUGUAGUAGAGAAAACUACUUACAUGCGUUUUUAACGUCGAAUAUAUUUUUAUUUUCUCUGUUAUUUGAGGGAAAAGCAGAUGAACCUGUUACCUGUGUGAUUCAAAGCAUUUUCUUUUUAUAUAUAUAUAUAAACAGCCUGUUGUUCAAUUUGUUUACUUGAAGAAAACACAUAUGUCUUGAUUUUCUCUUUUAAGUUUCAUUUUUGAGAUGGUCUUAAUUUUUUUAAAUCUUAAUUACAGUUUAUAACGUCUGUAAAAUGUGCACAUACUGUACCUGAAUAUGUAAAGAUGGCACCAAGACGCUGUCAGUUGUAUCAGCUGAGCACAACACCGAGACCUCUGAAAGGCUGAAAUCCUCCAUCAUUGGAAGAGUCUGUAUAUGUGUACAUAGCACACAAAGUAGAAUCUCUGUAUAGAUUUUUGUCCUUGCUGAAAAAUGCUCCAUACCGUCCCACUCGUUUACUUAAAGCCUGGUCCCAGCCUCUCUGCAUGUCUGCUCCAGUGUCACCAGGCCUGUGAGUGUUUUGAGUUUUAUGUUAACAUUUGUUUCUUCCAACGCCUUCCACCUGUUAACCUGCAGAGUGAGUACACCUUGACCUGCAUGCCAACCACUACUGUUCUCGUCUUAUACGUAGUCACAACUUUGCAGUCAGUCGCUGCUUGUAUUAGAACGACAGCAGUGACAUUUCGUGCUUUUAAGAUGUAGCGUAAAUGGUACAGACGAGAGGUUUGUGUUGAAAUGCCUUCAGUGUCACAAAGUGCCAGCAACUCGAGCCGAGCAGUUUCAACUGGUGCAGUGUCGCUGGUUACUUUUGAUUGUAGACUGGCUGCAUGUUUUGGCAUCUGACAGAGCGAAUGACAUUAAAGUGCCCCCAUACCAUGACAGGACAUGGUUUAAUCUUUCAUUUAGGUCCUGAUCUCCUGCAUGGCCUUUAUCGGUCUGCUAAAGAAAAUAAGUGUAGUUGAAUUUAAAUGAUUUGCUGCCCUGUUGUUUUGACUGUGGCCUUGUGAUUCCUGAGUCCAUUGAUUUGAUUCUCUUGUUUUGUUUUUUCCUUCUUUGCAGCAAAGGCCAAGUAAGCCCACCUCCAAUACCAAUUACUUCCAGGAACUUUGGUUGUGUUUUGUGUUGUGCAUGUGUGUAUUAGGCCACACAUCUUCCAAGAGCUGCAUGUCAGUGACGUCAUAUGAAGACAGGGGCUCAUUAAAGUUCAUACAUCCUUUUUAUAGAGAGGCCAUAAAUUAAUGUCUGAUGAAAACUAGCCAAUCCCACCUCCAUGAGUCUUUCCAUCCUCGUGCAUGACGAGCCUUAGACUAAGAUACAGUGCUCAUGCCAUCUUUUUAGACUAAGAUCUUAGUACUGUGUGCAGUAACUUGUACAUGAUUCCAUGGUGCAUGUCUGCUUGAUCAGCCAUCUGUUUUACCAGACUCGUGUAAUAAUAGACAAUGUAUAGUAUUGGUAAAUAGUAUAGACAUUCGUCAGAUAGUACAAAUGUUAAAUAAGCUCAAAAACACAGUUCAUCUUUCCUAAGGAAAUACUUUUAUGGGACAUUCAAAAACCAAACACUUCUUUUUGGCUUUGCACUGAGAUGUGCAACAUGUUCGGGCAGAUUUUAUUUAAUUUCUUUGCCACAUCUGAAGGCAGACGUGCAACGGUGCAGAUGUUUUACUAUGAGAACGGCAGGCAGUCCCUCGAUGGCGUUUCAUGCCAAACUGCUGUACUGUAUUUUCAGAGAUGAUUGUACAAUGUAUCACAUGAACUUUGGUUUCAGGUAAAUAAAACUGUCAUUGACAUUA
Messenger RNA from Platichthys flesus (European flounder), 6009 nucleotides. It is a transcript of the gene atp2a2a, whose product is annotated as ATPase sarcoplasmic/endoplasmic reticulum Ca2+ transporting 2a. Gene Ontology annotation, cellular component: membrane. The record is from RefSeq and is a predicted model, not a curated record. The coding region runs from base 386 to 3511 and encodes 1041 amino acids. Gene Ontology annotation, biological process: calcium ion transmembrane transport; intracellular calcium ion homeostasis. The transcript has 20 exons. Gene Ontology annotation, molecular function: P-type calcium transporter activity; ATP hydrolysis activity; ATP binding. NCBI's taxonomy places the organism in Eukaryota, Metazoa, Chordata, Actinopteri, Pleuronectiformes, Pleuronectidae.